GAACCUUGACUGCGGGAGAACAUAGCUUCCCUUUCCAGUUCCUGUUGCCAACCACAGCACCCACAUCCUUUGAGGGGCCUUUUGGAAAGAUUGUUCACCAGUUGCGGGCUGUGAUUGACACCCCUCGCUUCUCCAAGGACCACAAAUGCAGUCGUAUCUUCUAUAUCCUCAGUCCCCUGAACCUCAACAGCCUCCCAGACAUUGAGCAACCCAAUGAAGCCACAACUACCAAGAAAUUCUCUUACAAGUUGGUGAAGAGUGGGAGUGUUAUACUCACUGCAAGCACUGACCUCAGGGGCUACGUUGUGGGUCAGGUGGUCCAGCUACGUGCAGAUAUUGAGAACCAGUCUGGCAAAGACACCGGGCCUGUGGUGGCCAGCCUUCUCCAGAAAGUAUCCUACAAGGCCAAGCGCUGGAUCUAUGAUCUUCGGACAAUUGCAGAAGUUGAAGGCUCAGGGGUUAAGGCCUGGAAGCGGGCUCAGUGGAGGGAGCAGAUACUGGUUCCAGCCCUGCCACAGUCAAUGUUGCCUGGCUGUAGCCUCAUCCAUAUAGACUACUUCAUUCAGGUCUCACUAAAGGCACCUGAAGCAACAGUGACUCUGCCCCUUUUUAUUGGCAACAUUGCAGUGAAUUGCCCUCCACUGAGUCCUGGCCUGGCCUUGUCUGGGCUCCCACCCCCCCUGGUGCCUACUGCGCCACCUGAGGACUUGGACAUGGCAGCCUGUGGGCCUUGUCCUGUGGACAAUGUCCCCCUCCCUACCAAGAGCCACUCACAGCAGCAGCAACAGUCAUCGCAGCCAUUCAGCUAUACACCUGGCCUGAGCUUCCCUGAGGCUGAGCCUGGUCCUGAGGAUGGUUCCCCUGGCCCCAAUCGGCCUCCCCUUUGCUUGUCCACUGGUGCCACUGUUCCCUACUUUGCUGAAGGCCCUGUGGUGCCUAUGCCUACAGCUAGUGCCCUGAUCUUGCCACCGGAAUAUAGCACAUGGGGUUAUCCCUAUGAGGCACCCCCUUCCUAUGAACAAAGUUGCAGCAGUGCCAGCUCUGGCUUGAGCAAUGGGAACUGACUUGUGGACUCUUUAGCCCAUCUGGCCCUGUCUCCUGGGGCCCUUGCCUCAGGCCAAGUUUCCAGUGCUGUGAAGAAGAGGAACUUCUGUCUGAACUUUUGGCAGUGAAGGAAGGAGGAGGGCCAUACCCCAGGGCCAUCUGACCUCCGACUUUCUCCUUGGAGACUCCCCCCAUGCCUUAAACCCUGGCCUCUGCCUAUCAGGUUAGGCUAUAUAUUCUGUGGCCCUAGGGGGAGAGGUUUUGGGGUGCUAGUCAUAUGUGUGUCCCCAUUUCCCAUAUAUUCUGUAGGGUCCUGGAGGGACCAACAUCUAAUCUGGCUCCUGUGCAGGGAGGACUGGUUGUAUUGGCCAAGGGCAGGGUCUUCCCUUAUUCCCAGGAUCCAAUCACUCUGGGGAAACUUUCGCUGGCUCUCCCUCUUGUGCCUUUUCUUCUUCUGGGCUCAGGUUGGGUGAGCUGUUCAUCUCAUUGCUGUAUCCCUGGCUUCCUUGGACGGCAUGAAGAGCUCUCCUACCAUUCUUCUAUGGCCAGGGACCAUUCCUUGUAUAGCCAGAGCUGGGGCUUCACACCCCAGAGUGGCUGGUUCUAACUUCCUGUCCCCAGGUGGGACUAUGGGCAAAGUGGGCUGGGUCUCCACUGCCCUCCCUGACUUCUACUGGAUUAUAACCUGUAACCUCCAUCCCCUCAACUAAUAUAUACCCUGAUGCUCAUCACUUUCUCUCUUCUGGACUUAGAUUUCCCUUGGGCAACCUAUCCUAGGGCAUGUUACCCUAUGGAUGGAUCUGUAUCCAGCUUGGUCUGUUUCUUGGUUGCUUCUAGGGUUCUUGGAAGUCUGGGAAAGUGAGCAGCACUUUAGUAACCUGUUCUGUUCCCUGCCCUUCCACCCCUUCCAAGCUACCCAGGAACCCUUAGCCUUUGUCUUCUAAAAGUGUCAGGGUUAGGGAGUCUGCUCCAGUUUGGCCUAUGACUCUUUAAAGCAUGUGUGCCGUAUUGAGAGAGGUUGCUAGAAUUGGCUUAUGGGACAGACCCAAUCUCAAGCUGAGGGAGAUUUGAGUAGCUCGGUGGCCGGGAAGGAGGAAUCCUAGCACUUCCUUUUUUUUUUUUCUAUGGCUUUGUUUUAUCUUGCUCCCUUUUUUUCAGGUAUUUAUUGAUAAAUAUGCCUGCCAUUUUCCCCUACUCCCUCCCAGCCUUGGUGGCAUGAAGAAUCUACAUGUAAAUAAAGUUUUUGUUUUGUAAUG
Molecule: messenger RNA, 2300 nt
Organism: Gracilinanus agilis (Agile Gracile Mouse Opossum)
Lineage: Eukaryota; Metazoa; Chordata; Mammalia; Didelphimorphia; Didelphidae
Gene: ARRDC1
Product: arrestin domain containing 1
Exons: 6
Biological process (GO): protein transport
Cellular component (GO): cytoplasm
Molecular function (GO): ubiquitin protein ligase binding; ubiquitin-like ligase-substrate adaptor activity
Source: RefSeq, a predicted model, not a curated record